Lachancea nothofagi CBS 11611 is the source of this 2751-nucleotide messenger RNA. NCBI's taxonomy places the organism in Eukaryota, Fungi, Ascomycota, Saccharomycetes, Saccharomycetales, Saccharomycetaceae. The record is from the annotation of a GenBank genome assembly.
AUGUCGUAUCAUGGAUCGAGGACUGAACAUCAGACCCAGGCUCUGAAAGAUAGAUUGAAACUGGAAAAUGAUGCAGAACAAAGGCCGCAAUCGCGAUCAGAGAAACGAAAAUCGGAGGUUUUGAUCGCCGCCCAAUCUUUGGACUCAGAACUGCAGCACGUCAAGAAUUUGAAAAGAAUCUCGAUAGGAUCGAUGGACAUGCUGAUAGAUCCAGAAAUGGAGUUUCGAGUUAGCCCCACGAAGUCACAUUCCUCGCCCAGCGAGGAUUCUCUUUCCGUCGAAUCCCAAACAGAUGACGAUCACAAUGAGAUUCGCAGCAUCGACGGGGAGGACGACAACGAAUUUUCCUACAUGAAUGAUGACAGCAUAGACAUUACAAGCACUGAGUAUCUACAAGAGUCUGGAGAAUCAGCAGUGAAUCAAACAUCCUCAUCAGGCCGUAGCCUUCGCGGUGUGCGAAGAGGUGGCUUUUCAAGUCAACCUCGUCUUAAUGAAAAUACAAUAUCAAUGGAAAUGGGGGACUCUGUAACGCAAAACUUGUUAUGGGUACCAGCCAAUCAACAUCCUAGUGUGAAGCCUGAGAAUUACCUUGAAUUGAUUCAAGACACCCUGCAUACAUUAAAGAUAGAUCCUGAUAACGAAUCCUCAUCAAGUCAUAGCGUCACGCCACAAUCUGCAUCAAAGGCUACUGCCCAUUCUAAUCAACUGCGGUCGGGCCCUAGCACACUAGUGCGAAGGCCAUCAGGACUUCGCAAAUCAUACACAGAGCUCGAAGACCUUUUACAACAUGAGCUUGAAAACAAUAACGAGAACCAUGAAACCUUUACAAACACAGCAAAAACUCCCGAUAAAAUUCAUGCAUCUUCAAAGCUGGGAUCAUUAAGGGACAUUACAGAAGAACUCACGCGAAUUUCUAAUAGAGCUGGCUUUACGGAUAGCGACGCGGUCUCACUAGCUCGAACACUAAGUAUGGCCAGCUCUUAUAAUGGUCAGGAGCCAGAAUUCAAUUCAAGCCAAUCGACGGAACUUCCUGAAAACGAGUAUGCUUCAAGUAUGCUGACGAAGAACGGUUUAGCCAUACCCGCACGUUCUUCUCUACGGAGAAGUAAGUUCAACACAUACAGGGUAAGGACUUCUAGUGGUAAUAGUGUCAGCCCGUCGAAGUUAGGUACAACAACAGUCGAUCGAAAGGAGCCCCCAGAGUCUUUGCCUCAAAUCGCAGACACCAUACUACAAUCCCCGGGUUCGUUUAAUGAUUUCAAUGAGAUUUAUGAUCACUAUAGGCAAAGUAGCUUAGAAGGUGCGAUUGAUAUGCAAUCACCAGACCAUAAAGAAUCCGCAGCGCAGAACGUAUCCAAGAAAGAAUCUGGGAUUCAAAUCUUGAACGACAAUAAUUCAGCUAGCAAGGACGCUUGGGUGGAAAAAAAGCAUCUUGAGCCCAAGGAAAACCAUACGAAACUUAAAAGAGAUGGAAACAAGCAACAACAAGAUGGCCUGGUGCCGCGCAAAAAAAGUGGCUGGAACUGGUUCAAUAAAAGGACAACUAAAGAUCAAGAAAUUACCAAGAAUGACGAGAGCAAACUUUCCAAUGACUUUUUGAACAUUAAGGAUAAUGAAACAAAAAUCGCCAAUAGACCAAUUGAAAAAAUCAACCAUUCAAGGCAUAGACAUUACAGGGCAGAAGACAGUGUUGUGAAUGAAACAACGGAGAAUAAUUCUGUCAAGACGGUAACGAACACUUCAUCUUCCAAAAAGCAGAAACGUGAAAAAAAGUUCAUACAGCUUUUUAGGCGUAAUAGAUCCUCAUCGACCGGCAACCGGGACAGGGAUGAGUCUACAAAUGUAAAUGAGAUAUGGAGCGGUGGACUUCAUGAUGUGCUAAGGACAAGAGCAUCAUCCGCAAACUUGGCCAGUAGCACAAGAAGGAAGUCUAGAAAGGGUAGCCGGGGGUCGAGUGAUGAGGACUAUGAGUCAAUCGGAGGAAGUUCUGUAUCAUCAUUCGAUCAUGACUCGAAGCGCAACACUUGUGAGCCCAUUGCACAACCAAUCACAAAACUGCAGCCGUCAGUGACAUUAACUCCAAAGAUCAGACCAGCUGUUACGGCUAAAGAGGUAACACCCGACAAACCAAGCCCAAUUUCUUCGGAGUCCGAAAAGAACUCGAGUUUGGAGCUUGCUAAUGAGGCUGGCACAGAAUCUAAACCGGAUUUUGGUGGCAGAGUUGACAAAGACGUGGGGCUUAAUCCAAAGGAAGAUGCUUUGGCUGUACAACAAAGUAAAAUGCCCGAAGAUGAAUCACCAAACGAUGCCUCGAACAAAUCAUUUUCCACAGAUGUCCUUGCUGGAAAUGAUGAGGGCUUCGUUACCCAAUCAACUAAAGCAGAUAAAACGGCAACUUUGGCGGCACCCGCUGCGGGAGGUUAUAUCUUACCCGAUCGGAAGCUGACAUUUGGAGAUGUUGUGAAGCCAGAAAAACCCAAUGCGCCCAUGGUUUUCAGCGAUAGUUCAUUUGGGUUCCCACUUCCACCUCUUACAGUUUCAACUGUUGUCAUGAUAGAUCAGCGACUCCCCAUCAAUGUUGAGCGAGCCAUUUACCGAUUGAGUCACUUGAAAUUAGGCGACCCAAAGCGAGAAUUACGGCAACAGGUUGUACUGAGUAACUUCAUGUAUGCGUACUUGAACCUAGUGAACCAUAGCUUGUAUCUCCAGCAGCUGGAGGAAGAGAAUGUGACAGAGACAAUCAAAAGCUAA